UCUUGGGUGCCCAGAAAUGCGUUCAUUCUCUGGUCUCGCUGUCUCAUGCAGUGACCCAAUUCCAAUGCGUCCUCCAUUGUUUGCAAUCCGCUUCCAAUAUCUAGCAGCAUUGCUAAUUUCAUCCCGAUUACGCCUAAUUUGCAUGCGCAAAGAGAAGGCUUUGUUGUGAUGCUCUUGUGUCAUGUUGUGUAGUUGGCAUGUCUGAACUCGAGCUAGGAAGUCUGCUCCAAUUUGUCGACAAUUACUAGCGCUGGGGUUCUCUUUAGUGUUUUCUCUUUUCUCAUUUAAUUCGGAGGUGAUACAGGGAUUGGAAUUAAGUUUUUUUACAUUUUUUUUAUAAUUGUGUGUGUGUGUGUUGGGGAGAAGAGAGAUCCGCGUUUGCAAAAUGGUUUUAGUAGAACCGCUGCGAGUUUUGAAUUCGAGAAGUAGAUUCUAUGGAUUGCAGUCGUGCGUCAGUCGAUGUCCAGGGACCUUAGUUGUGACCAAAGGAUGCGUGAUUACCGCGAAAGCCUCAAAUUCUCCACAUGGGGUGGAAGUGAGGAGACGAGGUGGUGAUAAUGUUCAUAGUGGCAGGGUUUCGCGUCGUGAUUUGGGGUUAUUUGGCAUUUCGUUGCCCUUGCUAGCGGGAUUCGCAUCGAAUUUGGAAGCCGAGGCAGCGUCAAGGUCAGUGCGGUUGAAGGAUGUGGAAUAUCCCAAACUGCAGGAAGCAUUGCGUGCAGCCGUGGCGGGGGAUUUGGAGAAAGCGGAGACCAUGUUCUCUGAGCUCAUUGAAGAGGAUCCGAAGAGCGCCAGUGUGUGGUCCAACAGAGGUAGCGUCCGUGUCUCCUUGCAGAAGUAUGAGCAGGCCGCCGAGGAUUUCACGAAGGCUAUCGCUCUCGCCCCUGACGCACCUGUGCCGUUCCUAAACCGUGCAAUUUCGUAUGAGGCGAUGGGACGCUUCGACGAUGCUAUUGCGGAUUGCAAGACAGCCAUCAUUAAUGAUCCUGAGGAAUACGCAGCGUGGUUUAAUCUGGGUAAUGUGGAGGUCCGGGUACGCGAUUACGAUGCCGCAUUGAAUGCGUAUUCUCGAGCGUCCAGACUGGCCCCAGGAAUUGCUGGGUACCGUCUAAAAGAAGCACUCGUUCUCUUUGAGCUGAACAGAUUAGAGGAGUGUAGGAAACUGGUUCAGGGCCUCGUUCGGAAGUAUCCAAAUUAUGCAGAGGCUCAUGCUGUAUUAGCAGCUGUAUUGUGGAAAGAAGGUAACCGUGAUCUGGCUGAAGGGCAGUUUUCAGAAGCAACUGUUCGGGAACCAAGAUACAAAGAUAUCAGGUGGGUCGGGAAUGAGCUACAGUGGCCACCGGGACUCAUGACUGCUAUGGGCAAGUUCCUCAAUAUCACUUACUGAGAACAGCAUUGCGCACAAUUCCCAGUUCUGUAAAACACACAACUUCGUCAUUUUGUGAACAUGAGUGAUCUUUUGCAACAGAAUAUAUACCUAUUGUUAGUGAAGUAUGUGAAGUUUGUAAGUUUGUGAAAGAAACACUUUGAUUAUAUGGAGAGAAUGAGUCUACGAAUAUGGCCCUUCAUGGAGUCUACACAACCCUUUUAAUGUAAAAACCUCAUCGUUGGCUUGCUGUCAGUAAAUUACAUACCAGUUAAAAAUCAUGAGUAUAGAAUGUACAAGUUCAGUAUCUGUGAAAAGAGCUAUCACUUUUCUGA
Messenger RNA from Physcomitrium patens, 1698 nucleotides. RefSeq lists its product as uncharacterized. Gene Ontology annotation, molecular function: protein binding. The record is from RefSeq and is a predicted model, not a curated record. Lineage: Eukaryota; Viridiplantae; Streptophyta; Bryopsida; Funariales; Funariaceae.